GCCAUAUUGAGCUUUGAAAACCAUCCGUGAUCAAUCAAAGGAAACAGAAGCUAAAUUUGUCCAUCUGCCUGGGAAUGACGAAACGUAUUGCAACUCAGGUUAUAGCUGCUGUCUUCAUGUAUUUGUGUACAUGGCGUAAGGAAUGUUUAAAAUGGGUUCGGAGACGUUUCAACAGCAGAUUAAACUGGUCUGAGUUCAGACAAGCAGAUCCUGAUCUCAUAAAGCACAAGCCUGAAAACCAACAGUCGGACAUUUGGAGAACACAUCAAGACUACAGGACCUAUCGACACCAGAGCAACGGACCAAUGGUGAUGGUCAAAACCAGCACCCAUACAUUCCAAGUGGAUUUGGAGAAGCUAGCAGACUGCAGCGAGUAUUUCAGGGCUUUGUCCCACUCCUGUAUGAAAGAGAUGUCUGAAUGGCUGGUGCAUCUAGAACACGUUCCUUCUUUGGUCUUCCACAACCUCCUGGAGUUCUGCUUCCUUCAGCGAUUCUGUGUUCCUGAAGACCUUCUAAAGGAACACCUGCGAGUGAGUAGCUACCUGCUGGCGUCCAGCUUCACUGAUCAUCUACUGAUCACCCUCUCUCAGGCCCUAACGGAGCACAACUGUCCGAGUUACCUACAGCUGGCUGAAGAACUGUGUAUUGUGGAACUUCAAGAGACUGUUCUAACUUUCAUGAGCAAGCACCUGCUUGAACUUCCACACCUCAGUAAAGGCUUGGAUGAGCAUCUUCACACUAAGGUUCUCAGAUUAAGGUCGAAUGGAACUCCACGGUUAUGCUGCUUAAGGAAGGAGAACUUGACCUCAUGGAGCGACCCGGAAACAGAUGCUGCCCGGAAGCUUUUUAGGCUUGAAGAAGGGGAUUAUGGGAAAUGGAGUCCUCUCAUAGAUCUGCCUUUUUGCGCAGAUAAGUGGUGUUUUACUACAGCGGUGGUAUAUAAUUAUCUGUAUGUCAUCGGGGGGUACAGACACCAUGUGAAAAAAGGCUACGAAUUCAAGAUGGUGUCCUUCCGCUACAACCCUCUCACUCAUCGGUGGGUGUCGAUGGCUCCUCUAAUCAAGCACAGACGUCACUUCAGUGCAGCAGUGUGUGAAGGACGAAUCUACGCUGUUGGGGGCUGGUAUCUGGAUUCACUUGUGACUCCUGACUCCAGUACAAGUGUGUACACCGCUGUAGAGGUGUAUGAUCCGUGGACGGAUGCUUGGUCAUUUGUUUCUUCCAUCCCUCUGACAGACUUCCAGUUUAGUCUAUCUCUCUCCCACGAUUCCCCUCUUACCACCAGCCUGGGACACUGCCUCUACGUACUGGGGAACAUCGCGAGAACGGGAGAAAAACUGGUUCUGCGCUACGAUACUAGACAAGACUACUGGUGCGAAUUGCUCCCCACACUCACCCGAUCGAGCGCAGACCUCCCAAGUCUCCACUUCCUGGGAGCUGCUGAUGGUCAGUUGAUUGUGAUUGGUGGAAACAAUUAUGAAACCAUCGUAACAUCAUUCUGUGUGGAGUCUAAAAAGUGGGGUCAAAUCAGAGCGAUGGAAAAGAGCACCUUCAUCGGGCAGGGCACCAUUCUUCAUAAUGAUCUCUACAUGUCUGGAACAAACUACUCUAUUGUUAAAGUGAACCUGCAGUCUCUUUCUCUCUCUGCACUUGCUUCACUUCCGGUCUCCACCUGUUACGAGAGCCUCUUUCAUCUCUGCUUCUGA
Molecule: messenger RNA, 1706 nt
Organism: Triplophysa dalaica
Lineage: Eukaryota; Metazoa; Chordata; Actinopteri; Cypriniformes; Nemacheilidae
Product: kelch-like protein 42
Exons: 5
Coding region: 75-1706 (543 amino acids)
Molecular function (GO): protein binding
Source: RefSeq, a predicted model, not a curated record